Fundulus heteroclitus (mummichog) is the source of this 3802-nucleotide messenger RNA. RefSeq names its product gastrula zinc finger protein XlCGF57.1-like. The coding region runs from base 420 to 2585 and encodes 721 amino acids. The record is from RefSeq and is a predicted model, not a curated record. The transcript has 3 exons. Lineage: Eukaryota; Metazoa; Chordata; Actinopteri; Cyprinodontiformes; Fundulidae.
AUAAUACAUCUUAACGUUAGAUGUCACCCGCCAUUAAAAAUCACAAAGAAGAAAAAGAAGAAGAAGAAGAACUUUAAAUGUGGCCAAAAACCCUUAGACUUGUCUUGUGAGGCCUUAAGCUGCCAACCAGAGAACUGGAAGCGACAGCCUGCGAGGGAGCAGUUAGCAUCAGAGCUAACUGAGAAGCUAACGGCCAGAGAAGUUUCCUGUUAGAGGAAAAGGGAAAAAGUGACUUCUCAUUGAGAACACUGGACACUUAUUGGACUCUGGGCUGUUUGGAGGCUUUUCUCCGAGGAACAAAAGCGAGUCUGACGACAUUUCACAGCCUCUUGUUCUCUUGGAAGGUUCUUGCUGAUCAAUCUGCCAGUGGCCAAGAGAGGAACUUCAUUAUUAACCUGAAGGAACCAAACACCAAAGACAUGAAAGAGGAAGAACCAGAACCUCAAGGAAUUAAAGAAGAACAGCUUGGACUGUGUAUCUUUCCAGAUGAAAAGCAACUUGUUAAGCAGGAGACAGAAACCUUUGUAGGGUUUUCUGCUUGUGACAAACUAUUUCAAGUUGAACCUGAACUGCAACAGAUGAACGUGACAAAGGAGGAACCAGAACCUGUAGAGAUUAAAGAGGAACAUGGGGAUCUCUGGAGUAAUGAGGACGAGGAGCAGCUUGUAGUGAAGCAGGAGGCUGGGACCUUUAAGGUGACUCCUCUGGAUUUGAAAGAUGACACAAAUGAACCAGAAGAGAAAAUGAACCAACUGCUCAAUGCAGACUCCCCUGAAGGUGAGAAGCAACAUCAGCAGGAUAAUAAUCAAGAAGAGUCAGGAUCAAACACAGAUGAAGAGCUAAAGCGUAAAAAGAGACGAGAGAAAACCAAAGAUCACAGUGAUGGUUCAAAACUAAAAAGACAUAAGACCAAUAAACCUUGUGAAGUAUGUGGUAAAUGUUUCACUAAAUGUAGAUGUUUGACUAAUUACAUGAGAGGAAAUACAAUAGAGAAAUCUUUCCUGUGUGUGCUUUGUGGAAAAGAUUUCCCUGGGAAAAGUAGGUUAAAUAUCCACAUGAGAGCCCACACAGGGGAGAAACCUUUCUCCUGUCCAAUUUGUGCAAAAGGUUUUUCCAGUAAAAGUAGACUGAAUAUUCACAUGAGAACUCACACAGGCCAGAAGCCGUAUGCUUGUGAAAUGUGUGAUAAAUCUUUCAGCCUUAGUAGUUAUUUAGCUCGUCACAUGAGAACACACACUGGUGAGAAGCCUUUUUCCUGUCCAACUUGUGCAAAAGGGUUUUCCAGUAAAAGUAGACUGAAUAUUCACAUGAGAACUCACACAGGCCAGAAGCCGUAUGCUUGUGAAAUGUGUGAUAAAUCUUUCAGCCUUAGUAGUUAUUUAACUCGUCACAUGAGAACACACACUGGUGAGAAGCCUUUUUCCUGUCCAACUUGUGCAAAAGAUUUUUCUCGAAAAGGUAACCUGCUUAUUCACAUAAGAACUCAUACGGGCGAGAAACCAUACGCUUGUGGAAUGUGUGAUAAAUCUUUCAGCACUGGUAGUUAUUUAGCUUGUCACGUGAGAAUGCACACAGGUGAAAAGCCUUUUUCUUGUCCAACUUGUGCAAAAGGUUUUUCCACUAAAAGUCAGCUGAUUAUUCACAUAAGAACUCAUACGGGCGAGAAACCAUAUGCUUGUGAAAUGUGUGAUAAAUCUUUCAGCGUUGGUAGUCAUUUAGCUUCUCACAUGAGAACGCACACAGGUGAAAAGCCUUUUUCCUGUCCAACUUGUGCAAAAGGUUUUUCUCGAAAAGGUCACCUGGUUAUUCACAUAAGAACUCAUAUGGGCCUGAAACCAUACAAUUGUGGAAUGUGUGAUAAAUCUUUCCGCAAUAGUAGUCACUUAGCUGUUCACAUGAGAACGCACACAGGUGAGAAGCCUUUUUCUUGUCCAACUUGUUCAAAAGGGUUUCCCAGUAAAAGUAGGCUGAAUAUUCACAUAAGAACUCAUACGGGCCAGAAGCCGUAUGCUUGUAAAAUGUGUGAUAAAUCUUUCAGCCGUGGUAGUCAUUUAGUUAGUCACAUGAGAACACACACAGGUGAGAAGCCUUUUUCCUGUCCAACUUGUGCAAAAGGAUUUUCUCGAAAAGGUAGCCUGCGUAUUCACAUAAGAACUCAUAUGGGCCUGAAACCAUACGCUUGUGGAAUGUGUGAUAAAUCUUUCAGCACUGGUAGUUAUUUAGCUUGUCACAAGAGAACGCACACAGGUGAGAAGCCUUUUUCCUGUCCAACUUGUGAAAAAGGCUUUUUCACUAAAGGUCACCUGAUUAUUCACAUAAGAACUCAUACGGGCAAGAAGCCAUACCCUUGUGAAAUCUGCAAUAAAUCUUUCAGCUUUGGUAGUCAUUUAGCUACUCACAUGAGAACACACACAGGUGAGAAGCCUUUCUCCUGUCCAACUUGUGCAAAAAGUUUUUCCACUAAAGGUAACCUGAUUAAUCACAGUGGAACUCAUACGGGCGAGAAGCCAUAUCAUUGUAAAGUGUGUGAUAAAUCUUUUACUUCCUCUGCUAAUAGGAUUAGUCAUAUGAGAACUCACAGGUGAGAAGCUGUAUGCUUCUAAAGCGUGUGCCAAGUCUUUCAGAAACAGUUGUUAUCUGGCUGAUCACAUGCUAACCUACAGGCGAGAAGCCUUUCCUGUGUCUUAUGUGGGGAAAAUGUUUCUUCAAGCAAAGCAAUCCAAGUGUCCACAUGAGAAUCCAUGGUGAUGAGAGGUCUCACUCUGCAGAUACAUAUUAAAAUCAAUGACUGUUGUAAAUUAACUAAACACAACAUACAGGUCAGUUAAAUCAUUAAAUGACAAGUUAUAACUUCUGCUUAUUCAUGGAUUGAUGGAGCCAUCUACUGAACAACUCUAAAAGACUUAAUGAUCUUCCUUGGUGUGUUAUUUAAUCAAUAGAAUGAGACUUAGAUUAAUUUUGCCAUUCCUCUGUUGUUCAUUUGAAUAAACGAUUGGGCUCAUGUGACACUAAAAAAUAAAAUGAUAUACUCAUCCUUCAUAAAGUUAAACUUCUUAACUCUCAAAGUUGACUGAUUUUUAGCGCUGUUUAUAGUUCAACCCACCCUGACAAAUACUAUUUCCACAAAGAAAACCCCAGAUCAGGAUGCUGCCAACACUGUGGAUGAAAUGUGUGUUUUAAUGAUGUCCGGGUUGAUUUGUUGCAAACAUGCCUUUAAGAGUUCAGUUUUAUCUCUGGGAUGUGAACGCUACCCACACUUGGUAAAUUCCUGCAUGAACUCAAAAAGUGCAACAUGAUUACUGUUUGUCUGUUACCUAUUGUAAUCCUGAAGAUUUUUAUGUUGAAUUGUACAGAAUAUAUUUUGUAAUGAAUUUUGUAUGAAUGUUAAAGGUGGAAAAGUUGAAUUUUCUUUGGUCAUAGCUUUCAUAAAAACUCAGCUUUUGGGGCUUGUAUGAGGUCUUGAUGUUGUCUCACUGCUUGUAGGAGGUGAUUUGACAGGGCGGCUCUUUUCAAUGUGGUCUUGGCUCAGGCAAUCAGCAGCCAACUGUUCAUAGUUCAAUAAGUCACCCCUUCUAAAUAGCUAGCACAACACAACAAAGUGUGAUUAUUGUUCUUAUCCAGAUCAAUACUGUCAUCCUUUACUUAAAACCUCCUUCAAGCAAUUUCACAAUCAGAUAUUUUUGUCCACAAUUACUUUCAUCUUAGCCUGGAAGUUCUGCAAUGUAAUCAUUACAUGUAAGUUAGCUGGCAUAUGAAUUUAUAGUCAGCAGUAUCUCACUAAAUAUUAAAAGCAAUUCUCAAA